CCGGGGAUGUGGGAUGGAUUAAAUUAAGCACUCCCUCUACCCGUGUGUCUAUCCAUCCCUCCAUCCUCUCUCCCUCUCUCUCUCUCCCUCUCUCUCUCUCUCCCUCUCUCUCUCUGCGCCGUAUAAAUGCCAACAGCUGAUCGCGCGACGGCACACGGAACACCUCGCGGAAGCUGCAGAAAGAGAGACCGAGGGGAAGAGAGAGAGAAGAGAGAGGGAUACAGAAAGAGAAAGAGCUGGGGAUGCUGUUGAUCCAUUCGGCCGCAGGGAGUCUUAUUGUGAUUUUUUACCGACCUGAGUAGUCGCUGUUAACGGGAAUUAAGGACUAUUUCUGCGGCAAAGAGGGAAGGACAAGGUGUCCGACAUUUAUUUUGAAAAGCUUCCAAAAUCGUCCUUCCAUUUUUUUCACCCUCUCUUAUUUUCUUCGCAUCCCUCCCUCCUCCUCCUCCUCCUCUUCCUCCUCCAUCUCUUCUUCCUCUUCUUUAAAGAGGCCCGAGAGCCACCGCACACGCUGCAGGGUACCUUCCACCGCCUCUUAUUUUGUUUUUUUUGUUUUUUUUUCUUUUCUUUUUUGACUGCUCACGCGCCUCUGUCCCCCGGUCUGCCGCCUGCCCGCGAGCUCUGAGAGCGCGAGGCACCCCCCGGAGGGAGCUGUCCGGUGCUGAAGUUGCAUUUCUCUUCUUCUGUGCACGAGGACCUAAGCGGGGAGACGGAAGACGGUCAGAGACUCAAACAGAGAAGAAAUUAUAAAUAAGCGGCGGUGGAACGGAGAAGUCUUUCACAGGAUCAGUCCACGGCUCUUGCUUCCUCUGAAUCUGAAAACAAUCUUUCUCUGGUUCGCCUGUCCUGUUGGUGUGUAACGGGCGAAUCACCACGCUGGCCAGGCCGUCGGCGAUCGGCUGUUUCUGUGAGUGUGUGUCGUUGUGUUUGUGAGAGUGUGAGUCGGUGUUGCACCACCAUGCCAAGGUCUUUCCUGGUGAAAAAGGUGAAACUGGAUGAUUUCUCCACCGGAGCGGAUCUGGAGAACGCCUACCGGCACAGGACAGACCUAAGCCUGCGGCUCCAUGACAAAGCUGGUUACAUCAGUGACUACAUCAGCCCUGUUGUGUACGAUGGUGAGAGUGACAGUGGGAUCAAGGUGCCCUCUCCUGAUCCGCUCUAUGAUGGUAUCCACAGUGACUACGGGGCCCCUGACUCUGAGUCUCCUGACAGCCCCGGCUCAGAAAUCACUGAUGGCUACAUCAACGGAGAUGCUGCAGUGAGUGAGGGUUACACAGUGGAUGCCUUCUUCAUCACCGAUGGCCGUUCGAGAAGGAAAGCCCUUGGCAGCCCCAGGACCAUUCAGAGGCACACCUGCAACGAGUGCGGCAAAACUUAUGCCACGUCUUCCAACCUGAGCCGGCACAAACAGACACACCGCUCGCUGGACAGCAAGCUGGCAAAGAAAUGUCCAACCUGCGGAAAGGUGUACGUGUCCAUGCCUGCCAUGGCCAUGCACCUGCUCACUCACGACCUCAAGCACAAGUGUGAUGUGUGUGGGAAAGCGUUCAGUCGACCUUGGCUUUUACAGGGUCACAUGCGCUCCCACACAGGCGAGAAGCCUUUUGGGUGUGCCCACUGCGGGAAGGCCUUCGCAGACCGCUCAAACCUGCGCGCUCACAUGCAGACCCACUCGGCCUUCAAGCACUUCAAAUGUAAACGCUGCAACAAGACCUUCGCGCUGAAGAGUUACCUGAACAAGCACUACGAGUCUGCCUGCUUCAAAGGCCCCUUCUCUCCUCUUGGCCCCCUAGAUGCAUGACCCCCUGCAUAGAUAAAACAACAGACAAAACUGCAGACAUAAAUUACCAUUAUCCUUACAGAAUGAACUGCAGGCACAAACAUUCUAUUUUUUGGUCACAAUAUGACCUUGCUUUCCCUCCUCCCCCUCUCUCACUCCUCCCCCCACCUUGCUUUCCAUUGGAGCCUAUUCAUGAUGAUGAAGAUGAUGAAGAUAGCACAAUUUUUCUCCUUGAGAUUUGCCCACUUAAGGAUUUAACUGAUCUACGCAUGCACUUCCUCAAAAAACUCCUCACCUCCUCUUCCUCUGGUUGUCCUGGAUAGAGACAAUAAAACUAACUCGGCUUCCUUCUGGCAUCUAGAUACAAUAUGACACCAUAUAUUUUGGGACACAGAUGAUGAUGAGGAUGACGACAAAGACAAUAGUAAGCCUAUAGCCACUGGGUUCCUCCCUGCAAUAAAAUGCAGUGAAAGUUUUUCCUUCAGAUUUUGUUUUUUUGGCGAAUAAUAGUAAUAAUAAUGAUAAUAAUAAUGUUCUGCUGCACCAAGUGACCAUAUUCUCUCCACUACUGAGGUAAAAAUACUAUUUAUUUAUUUAUUUAUUUACUUGUUUAUUUAUUUAUUUACUUAUUUCAGCAUUUUUUUUCUUUUUUAAUUUAUUGUAAGUUUAUACUUGAUUUGAUAACAAUGAAGUGAUACCAUUAUUUAUUUGUUGCACUUUAAUUUCUGUGUAUGUAUGUAGGAUAUUUGCCAACCUCUUUUUAUCACUACAGGCCAAAGCAUAUGUCACUUUUUUGAGUACUAUUUUUUCCUAUUAUGUUGUUUACCUUUUUCUUAUUAACGUUAUUGCAUGCAAAAAAAAAAAAAAAAAAAAAAAAUGAAAUCUAUGCCAACAUCAUAAAAAGCUUAUGAUUUUUGCCAAAAUCCAAUAGAUAGAACCUGAGGGCAAUAUUUUUUCUCUUGGAGCCUCCGUAGGACUCUUUAAAAGCAAUAAUCACCUAAUGCAUGGUAUUUUAUGAUGAAGUUAUGAAGUAUUACCUACUACUGUAUAGCAGUUUAAAAAUCAGGUAUGUUUUACUUCACCUAUAGUCAUAAACAGAAAAAUACUAAUAUUACAGACAUCAGGGAACAUGCCAAUGUAGUGUUAGAGUAUCAAAAAGAAAAGUCCUGUCUUUCCUCUCUUGUUAUGCACUGCCUGCCUCUUAGUGAGUAGAACUAAUGUAGGAUGUAGGCUAGAGAGGCUGGGAUCAGCUGCCUGCUGGGUGUGAGGCCUAUUGUAGGAUAACUAUAACCCCGACAGACCUGCUUGAAGCUAACUCCAGCAUGAAAUAAGCCUGCUAACAAUAAGCAGGAGAGGCCUCUCAACAUUUUACUCAGAUUGGAUCAUUGACCAUUCAUGACAGUGCAGUGGUUAUUUUAAGUUUUGGGAUGUUAAAAUAGCAUUCCAAUGUUGGAAAACAUCUUUCCUGUCCUGCAGCCAAAUAAUGUAACAACAAGUCUUUGAGAACCUUUUAAUAAGGCUAAGGGACAUCAUAUAUUUCUCUUGAUACAAACAAAAACUAAAAUUAAGUUAAUAUAGCAAUCAAACUGGAGAAUUAUGCACUGAAAUGUGCACAGACCCAAAAUGAUAGGUAGCUUACAUAGUAUUUAGCAAAAUCUCAGUACACUUUCAAUAGAAUACCAAUUCAGAGUUUGGUGCAUUGUUGAAGUUGGACGAGGUCAACUUUAAAUGCAAUGCAUUAUUCAGCUACCCUUCCAGUGCACUUCCAAACCCUACAGCGUGCAUUCUUAAACCACAGAAAAAAGCAUGCACUUAAGAUGGAUGGUCUGAUUGCAGCUUAACUGUUACAGUCCCAUACUGUAGAUGCACACGACAGAGUCCUGAUUAUUCUGCAGUAGGCCCCUUUCAUCCCCACCGGGCCGACCAUAGGCUAACUCUAUGAGUGAUAUACCUACAGACAGGCUAACUCUAAUCAUCCCGGACGCAUAGAUCGUUUAACAUUUGAUCUAGCUGGCCAAUACCAGUGUUGCUGAACCCAGUUCUCUGCAGCUCAGAAACCUUUUCUACAGAUUCAUGGAGCUUCCUGAGAGACAGACUGAGGACACACAGAUCUGCACAAAAAAUUAAGCGUUUGCUUAUGUUCAUAUGUCAUACUGUUUGUCCACAUUGUAACCUUGCAUCAAGAACACAGUGCCUGCCGACAAGCUCUUGGGGGUGACACAAUCUGUGUCUACGGUCAAGCUUUUAACAAUUGAAAAGAAAAUGGGUUUAAUAUUCAGAUGUAGAUCUCUGACAAAGUUUUGAUAACUGCAGUGCUUCCUCAUGCAUGACAUCACUUUGUCACAGAUGGGGUUGACUGAUACCCAACAUCAUUUGGGGUUAUAGAGACAAACAGUAGUAACGUCAUUUACAUCUGAGAGAUAAAGCUAUAGGACCUGUGCACAACAGCAAAAGGCGACCACAUCUGACAAUGUCCUGAAGUAAAAAAAAAAAACUACAAUUUUGUGAUAAGUGUUUCCUUGCAUAAUAAGACGAUGCAAUCUUUAACGUCUUUUACGAAGAACCUUUUUUGAAAAAUUUAGCUCACAAGUCAGUAAUAAGGAGGGAGUUUUUGUUGUGACUGGAGCAAUCAGUAUGUGAGUCAGCAAACUGCAGGUCUUAUCUCUCUCCCUGAUGUGUGAACUAGAUUUGAGCUGCAAUUACUUGAAUUGUAUCAGACGAUUAGUCACAGAGCUCCAACUUGUUAGGGCUUACAUUUAUGUUUUUGUCUUUUUAUCUGUGAUUUUUAAGCCUUGGCCACAAUAAUCAAAACAGAGAUAGAGACAGAAAUAACAAUAUGCCAUUAUUCUAACAACUGAUUCUAAAAUAUUAUUCCUCACUUUUGUCUGAAAAAGAAAACAGUAUAAACACACAUUGCUACUGUAGCGGCUGAUAACAAUGUGACGGGUACAAAACAUACCGCUAACAGUAUCUCUGACUGCGACGUCUCCAGGUGUUGGUUUACAUGUCACAGAUUGUUUCAUUGUGUAUUAAAAGUCUUUGCAUCUUUGCACUGCAGUCUAAAUGUCUUAAAGGUAUUUGGAUUAAGUAGUUGAUGUAUUGCCGGUGACUGGUUUUAAGGCAGAAAAGCUGAGUUUGUGCAUCUGUUUGUCUGAGUGUCUGUCUCUGGGUGAGCUCCAGAUCUGAUCUCUCUAAGCACUUCCAUUCUAGUCAUUUCCACCUUAAAGAAAGUAGCACAAUGAAACUAACUAGAAUUCAGGUAGAGAAGAAUUAAAAACCUUGUACUAGCUUGACCUCUCUUCUUUUUUUGUAUUUCCAAGUUAAAGAAUGAUGAUAACCUAAAUAAUCAUUUAUUGCAAGAGGGUUUGUAAAGAAUCCUUUGGAUUGAUACAUUUUUACUGCUGUAUAGCGAUUAUCUGACAGACCUUAUCUCAGGAGGUUUGGAUCUCUGUUGCAGAGAGACAAUCUCCUGGGGUUUUUUUUGAGCCAGUAUUCAGACAAUGUAAGCACAAUGAACACAAAGCAUUUUGUGCCACUUCAUAAUAAAGAAUAAUCUUAACGAAC
Seriola aureovittata is the source of this 5344-nucleotide messenger RNA. Its product is annotated as transcriptional repressor scratch 1-like. Gene Ontology annotation, molecular function: RNA polymerase II cis-regulatory region sequence-specific DNA binding; DNA-binding transcription factor activity, RNA polymerase II-specific. The transcript is spliced from 2 exons. Lineage: Eukaryota; Metazoa; Chordata; Actinopteri; Carangiformes; Carangidae. Bases 959 to 1801 code for a protein of 280 amino acids. Gene Ontology annotation, biological process: regulation of DNA-templated transcription. The record is from RefSeq and is a predicted model, not a curated record.